Cynara cardunculus var. scolymus (artichoke) is the source of this 1082-nucleotide messenger RNA. Its product is annotated as nifU-like protein 2, chloroplastic. Gene Ontology annotation, biological process: iron-sulfur cluster assembly. Gene Ontology annotation, molecular function: iron-sulfur cluster binding; iron ion binding. Bases 114 to 845 code for a protein of 243 amino acids. The record is from RefSeq and is a predicted model, not a curated record. The transcript has 4 exons. NCBI's taxonomy places the organism in Eukaryota, Viridiplantae, Streptophyta, Magnoliopsida, Asterales, Asteraceae. Gene Ontology annotation, cellular component: chloroplast stroma; mitochondrion.
AUCACCAUGAGAGGCUAAAUAUGCCAUGACAGCCUCUUCAUAUUGCAACAAAUUUUCUAGAGAGAGAAUUAGGUUUUUCUGCUGCUAUUUUGUUUUACACAACGGUGAAGAAGAUGCAGGGUGCUGCGAUCUUGAGCCAUCCGUCCUGUUCAUACGUCUCUAGGCCACAGCAACAAACCCUAGAUUACCCAUCAUCGCUUUAUGCUUCUUCUUCUUCUUCCUCUUCACCUACGCCGCUUUUCUCCAGGAUUUCUUCUGGUGUUUUGGGCAAUCAAUUCUCUUUUGCAAGGGGCGGUUCUAGGUCAGCAAAAAUUCGAUUUUCAUCAUCAACCCGUUGGAAAGUUGUGAAGGCUGUCGCUACUCCAGAAUCGGCUGUUGAAUUACCUCUUACAGCAGAGAACAUUGAGAGUGUAUUGGAUGAAAUUCGACCGUAUCUGAUUGCAGAUGGAGGAAAUGUUGCAUUACAUGAAAUAGAUGGAAACAUUGUUCGCUUAAAACUGCAAGGGGCUUGUGGUUCCUGUCCAAGUUCUGUAACCACCAUGAAAUUGGGCAUUGAACGCCGUUUGAUGGAGAAGAUCCCUGAAAUUGUUGCAGUCGAACCAAUCCCAGAUGAAGAAACUGGCCUUGAGCUGAAUGAAGAAAAUAUAGAGAAGGUGUUGGAAGAAAUAAGGCCAUAUCUUGUUGGGGCAGCAGGCGGAUUGGUAGAACUGGUGUCAAUCGAAGAGCCAAUAGUGAAACUACGGUUGACAGGUCCAGCAGCAAGUGUAAUGACGGUAAGAGUAGCACUGACUCAAAAACUCCGCGAAAAAAUACCCGCUAUAGCUGCCGUUCAGCUUUUACAAUAGAUGCUGUGUAAGAUCUUGGAACUAAAGGAAUCGGUUUCAAACUCCAGGGAUCUCCUUUUCUACAGUAUACCUGUACAUUUUUUAGCUGUGUGUUGAUAUGAGAAAUUAGGCAGCUACAUUUGUACCUGUAUCGAAUAACUAAUCACAGUAGAUUUGCCUUGUAAUAAUAUCUUUCCAGCCUCGCCUCCGAGUGGGAUAUACGAUUGUUAUGAAUCCACAUCCGUACAAUUUCGUUAA